Molecule: messenger RNA, 1764 nt
Organism: Acaulospora morrowiae
Lineage: Eukaryota; Fungi; Glomeromycota; Glomeromycetes; Diversisporales; Acaulosporaceae
Source: the annotation of a GenBank genome assembly
AUGUCAAAGUCUAAAGCCGCCAAAAGAACUAAUGGACGAACCUUUCCCAACGUGAUAAUCUCAAGCAUUGGCCUCACCGUUACCUGCACAGAUGCAAAAUCAUCGAUGUGGCCAUCGGAUUCCCCAAUUAAAGAUCGAAACGGAUAUAUUGUUUGUUUUCAGCGCACUACCGGGCAUGACAGAAAAUGUAAUCUUUAUGCUACAAAGGUUGGUGAGGUUCUGGCAAGAGCAUUGGAAGAUGGAUCUGACAAGAAAAUUACCAAUCGUAAAUUGGCAUUACUACCUCAAGGAUAUGCAUUGUUUGACCGUCUUCGAAAAGUAGAAAACGGUGAGAUCACUAGGCGCGAUACUUAUCUGUUUGGUAGCCCUUGUUCCUCAAAAUUUUGUUCGCCACAUGAAUUCGAAGAACAUCUUUUAUGGCUUGCAUCCGACAAGUUCAUUGCAUGCCAUUGCAAAUAUUGUAUAUCGAAUAGGGAAAAAGGCCUACCGAGCCCUGUGACUAGAAUUGUAUCACAGGAAGAAGACGAUUCCACUCCUAUGAUCAUACAAGCUGAAGAUGGUGCGAGCAAUGACAACGCAUCGGCUCCACUUGAGGCUAAUUUUGAUGCACCCACGGAUGAAAGACACAAUUCAGAUUCUUCGUAUUCAUCAGGAAAGCAAAAUUUUGAUUCAUCAAGUGAUGACCAUGCUGAAUCGGAUAUAUCAGAUACAGAUGAAAUACACGAAAUACUCUCAUCACCGUGUCUAACUUCGGAUAGCGAAGGUUCUGAAUGUCAUAUGUAUUCAAAAAACAUGUACGAUUUUUCGGAAGAGACGUCCAGUGAGGGCGAGCUCUCUUCUUCAAGCACUUCGAGCAACCUGGACGAAUUAGUACAAGCGAGAUUAAGAAAUGUUGAAGAACGUUUGUCGAAAAGGCUAGAUUCAGAUGAUUCUCUCCUAUGUCUUGACGUUUGUCAAGAAUCCAAAUAUUAUGAGAAAAUGUAUCGUCGUAAUGAAAUUGUAUGGGUGGACAUCCGGCGCGUUUGGAAUCAGCCAGUUAAAUGCGCUGAAUCUUUAUUAACUCAUUGGCCAGCGCUCAUAAGGAGCCGGGAAAGAAAUGCUAGGGAUAAGUUUAUUCUAUAUAAGGUGAUGAUAUACUCGUUGAAUAAUCAUAAGAUUUUGAGGCAGAAAGCCAUACUCCCGUGGCGAGCUCUUAAUCCAAAUAAAUUCUUAAGUACAUUUGAGAAUGCCGCACGAAGUAAGGAUCUUGUAUCAAAAUUUAUUCAGGCUUUGGACUCCGUGAAAGUUAGGUCUUCGAUGUGCUGUGCAAUGGAUUCCUACUAUCUGUUUUCUUCAUCCUCCCGAAGAAAGAACAGUUCAAAUUUGGAAUAUUCGCAGGAAAUAGGACAGUCGGAACAUUACAAGAGUAUAAUAUUUGGUCCAGAAGUGUUACGCGAAGGUGAUAUUCUUUUACUUGAUUCUGAAAAAAUCGAUGUAGACAGGGAUGACAAUGACGACAGAAACAAUGAUACAGUGUUAUUUAAGGUUCAUUACUUUUAUUAUUUUAAGCGGCGAAAUCGAAUUGAGAUGACCGGUGAUAUGUAUAGACAUUUUAAGCUUAUUGAAAGGAGCAACACAUUGGCGUUAAAGAAAAUAGAGAUGGCGCAGAACCUAUCGGUCGUUGGGUUAGAUGAGGUGAUUGGAAGGUUUUACAAAUAUGAUCAAGAUAUUAAUCGACCUGCUCCCUUGCACUCUCCGGAUUCCGCAAAUGUUUUAUUUUGCUAA